Poecile atricapillus (Black-capped chickadee) is the source of this 2941-nucleotide messenger RNA. It is a transcript of the gene SESN1, whose product is annotated as sestrin 1. Gene Ontology annotation, molecular function: L-leucine binding; oxidoreductase activity, acting on peroxide as acceptor. NCBI's taxonomy places the organism in Eukaryota, Metazoa, Chordata, Aves, Passeriformes, Paridae. Gene Ontology annotation, biological process: positive regulation of macroautophagy; regulation of response to reactive oxygen species; cellular response to leucine starvation. Bases 507 to 1910 code for a protein of 467 amino acids. The transcript is spliced from 12 exons. The record is from RefSeq and is a predicted model, not a curated record. Gene Ontology annotation, cellular component: nucleus.
UGUUUGAAUCCCAAAUGAGAGAAAAACUGUCAGCCUGGGGGAGGUCACAAUUUAGUGUUGCAGCUCCUUGACAGAGUCUGACAAUUUAGGAUUAUCUGCAUAAAUCUAAGAUACUGCUGAAAGCAGUAGUCCUGGAUUUUGUCACCAGUUGUUUCCAAUACUUAAAAGAAGCACAAGAGAUAGCAUUGUGAAAGGAGUCCUUGGAUGGCAAAAGACUCAAACCCCAAGACUGUGAUUGAAAACAUAGUGGGGACUUUGGAAGCAUAGCGUUAUUUAUUUUGCAGGAUCUUUCAUCAUGCAGCCCAGGGAAUAGGCAGAGCACAAACAUUUAAUGAAUUCUGGAAUUUACUUAUGCUUCCUGGAGGAAGUAGGAACAUCUCUCUUGUGUUGGCAAAAAAAAAAAAAAUCAAGUCUGUAGUGACUUCAGUCUUACUGUGAACUUUGUACUGAUUUCAAAGCUCAACCAAAGUAAUAGCUCCAUCAGCUGGUGCUAAUUGUUCCUCACAAUGAAGAAUCUUAAUCUGAAAAUGAAGGAACUUGGAAUAAGAAUUCCUAGACCACUGGGACACGGACCAAGCAGAUUCAUCCCUGAGAAAGAGACAAUUCAGGUGGGAAAGGAGGACGCCACAAUGCACACGCUGUUUGCAGAGUCUUUCGCCACGCUGGGCCGACUGGACAACGUCACCUUGGUGAUGGUUUUCCACCCGCAGUAUCUUGAAAGCUUUCUAAAAACUCAGCACUAUCUCCUGCAAAUGGAUGGCCCACUCCCACUCCAUUACCGGCACUACAUCGGGAUAAUGGCUGCAGCACGACAUCAGUGCUCUUACCUUGUUAACCUCCAUGUGAAUGACUUCCUUCAUGUUGGUGGAGACCCUAAAUGGUUGAAUGGUCUGGAAAAUGCACCUCAAAAAUUGCAAAAUUUAGGAGAACUGAAUAAAAUGCUGGCUCACCGACCCUGGCUUAUCACCAAGGAACAUAUCGAGCAACUUUUGAAGACUGAAGAGAACAGCUGGUCCCUGGCAGAGCUGAUCCAUGCAGUCGUUCUCCUUACACACUACCACUCCCUUGCUUCCUUCACGUUUGGCUGUGGGAUCAGCCCAGAGAUCGACUGUGAAGGGGGUCACACCUUCAGGCCCCCCUCUGUCAGUAACUAUUGCAUAUGUGAUAUAACAAAUGGUUACCACGGGGUGGAUGAAAUCCAUGCCAGCCCAGCUGGAAGUAUUCCAUCUACAGAGUCUGUCUGUGAAGUUGAAGCUCUUAUGGAGAAAAUGAAGCAGCUGCAGGAGUGCAGAGAUGAAGAGGAAGCCAGCCAAGAAGAGAUGGCCACGCGUUUUGAAAGAGAGAAGAGAGAAAGCAUGUUCGUGUGUUCUUCAGAAGAUGAAGAGUCUGCAGCAACAAGAGAUGUGUCUCGUCACUUUGAGGAUACCAGCUAUGGUUACAAAGACUUCUCCAGACACGGAAUGCAUGUGCCCACCUUCCGUGUUCAGGAUUAUUCCUGGGAAGACCAUGGCUAUUCCUUAGUUAAUCGUCUUUAUCCAGACGUGGGACAACUACUUGAUGAGAAGUUCCAUAUUGCUUAUAAUCUGACGUACAACACAAUGGCCAUGCACAAAGAUGUGGAUACCUCAAUGCUAAGACGAGCUAUUUGGAACUAUAUUCAUUGUAUGUUUGGAAUAAGAUACGAUGAUUAUGACUAUGGUGAAAUUAAUCAGUUGUUGGACCGCAGCUUUAAAGUUUAUAUCAAGACUGUGGUUUGCACUCCUGAAAAGACCACAAAAAGAAUGUAUGAUAGCUUCUGGAGACAGUUUGAACACUCUGAGAAGGUCCAUGUAAAUUUGCUUCUGGUAGAAGCUCGGAUGCAAGCCGAACUACUUUAUGCUCUGAGAGCUAUUACUCGCUAUAUGACCUGAUGUCUCUGGCUGCCUGUCGACGUUGGAAUGUUCUGCAGCUGCAGUGUGGCAGAGGAAGAUACAAAGCCUCAGGACCAACAGUAGCUAUAAGUUAAGAUGCCCAUUGUGCCAUAACUCCUUUAGUUUCAGCUGUUUCCAUGUUUGGAAUAUCAUUGCUGCCACUGGGCAGCGAACGCUUGGCAGUUGACAGACAGGGUUGUGCAGAAGUGCUGCCUGCUCAUGGUAUUUUGGCUUUAGACAGCCCGGGACAUUCUCUGAACUUGUGGCAAUAUAGCAAACCAUAGAUACAUAGAUCUUGUGUUAAGGCAAAUGCUGCGGGAGUCAAGAGCGCGAAAAGAACUGGGACUUGGUGACAUUUGCUUUCCCUAUGAGAAUAAUUUUAGAAAAUCUUGAUGCUGCUAUUUGUGCAGGUGGAGUGAACAGACCCAGGCUGUUCCAGUUGAGCUAGAAGUGGAAGUGAGCACUGCUAUUGUCUGAGCCUUUAUUGUGUGUGGUUUCAAAAAAGCCUUGUUAUUUAGAUUGCCUGUUUAAUCAGAACUAAACCUCUCUGUCCACACUGAUAAUUUGAAAGAUAGCAGUCAAUUUUCUCAACUAGUUUAGCCUUAAAAACAGGAUGUUUGUUCAGCAUUAUUUUGUGAGCUCCAAAGUGCAAUGGUCUUCCUAUGGAAAGAAGGGGGCUGGAGUCCUCAGAGCUUCUUAGAGAUCUACCUACACAAAGUGUCGAGUAGCUUCUUGUCCUCCUUUUCACGGAUGAACCAAAAAGGAGCUAGGACAAGGUGUGGGAAUGUUGUUCUAGACUGCCAAACAGUCCUACUGUAUUACAUGCCCAACGCUGGUCUUAAUGAUUUUUGCAGUUGCUUAAAUAACUAGGCUAAAAAACAUCUAUUUUUAGUAAAUCAAAACGUGAUUAAAAUGCUGACGUUUAAUAUACAAUGGUUUUGGAGAACACAUGAAUACUUUUGUAUGAGUGUGAAUUGCUUUUUAAAUUUGUCAGUAUUACACGUAUUUUUGAAAUAAAGGUAACAACUUUU